AGAAGCGUCAGAUUUUUGGGUUCUCUGUUCUGUUUCGAGUGGGGGAAAUGGAUAAGGUUUGAUCUUCGCCUUUCGAAUUUUAUUUUCUCAGUGGUUCUCCGUUUACAUUCUUCUCCGAUCGGAAGAGCGAGGAAAAUGACGGAAAGAUCUAAAGAGUUAUGGCGAAGCUUGAUCAAUCGUUCUGGGUUACGACAACGCAACUACGAAUAAGCUGAAGAGUAGGUAUUAUUGCAUAUUCUGUUUGUUUCUUAUAAGAUUUCAGAAUGGUAUAGGUAAUAGAGAGUUCAUGCCUAUUCUUUUUUCUUUCCCUUCUAUUCGAUUCGGUUGUUACUUUCUCGACUACUUUCAAGAUUUUCAGGCAGAUGGUGCGUUUGCUUUGAGAGCUUGGGAAGAAAAGGGUUAAUUUACCAUUAGCUAAGGAGAUACUUAGUGGAGAAAGUCAUGGCUGCCAAUAACAAGUCACAGCCUCAGAAAUCAAGAGAUACUUUGGAGAAGAAAGUCGAUAAGAUCUCGAAGAGCUUAUCAGAGUUGAAAACACUAUUGUGUUCUAUAAAGCAAGAUCCCGUAGGAAGAAGCGACAAGGAUGAAGGGAUUAAUCAAAGAAAUAAUCAAAAAGAAACUUUAGGAAGGAGCCGAAGUGCUCCUGCUGCUUUGACUCAUGUUACAUUUGAUGGCAAAUUGAUUACGAGGCUAGACCAUCGCCUCCAGGUGCUCAAACCGAAGCUGGUAAAGCUGGAGCAGUUUCAAACAAAUGUGGGAGAAGAGCUUGAUAAACAUCUUUCUACCGUUCAGUCACUGAUUAAAAAUUUGGAUUCUUCCAGGGUUUCUUCUCAAACUACGUUUUGGAUCAAGCCCGACUUAGAAGGCAUGGAGACAAAGAUCUCUGACUUGUUUUACCAAGUCCCCUCGUUGUCUGGCAAAAAGCAGCAGCAUAUGGAUUUCAAGAUGAUGAAGAGCUUAUUCAUCAAGGAAAAUCCUGUUUUUAUAUUCCCAGUAUGUAUACAAAUGUGGAAGAUCUCACCAAAGGAGAGGUUUUUAGACAAGUAAUACAGAAGUUUAAGGAGCUUGAUAUUGAACAGAAGAUCUGCCUUUUGAGUUUCUCAGUGUUUCCAGAGAAUCGAGAGGUUCAUAGAACAAUGCUGAUGUAUUGGUGGAUAGGAGAAGGGGUUCUACCUGUCGAAGGAGCUGAAGAAGCUGUUAGGGAAGUUCUUAAGGAAUUCACUGAGAAAAAUUUGGUCGAACCCGUUGAAGAGAGGCGCAAAGUGGCUCCAAGCAGCUAUAAGAUGAAUCCUUUUGUGCAUUCUUCAGUUGUUCUUCUCUCCAAGGAGAUUGGAAUUUUUUAUAUCUAUCGUAAAGGGAAGAAGCCAAGGAUAAAAAAAACGGUGAUGGGAAAGGUGUGCCUUGUGGAGGGGUCAUCAAUCCCUAAAAAAAUGCCAUCGCGAGAUCAUAUCGAAACUGUGUUCAAUGUUUCUGAGAGUUCACCAGAUUUCACAUUCAAGUGGUUCUCGGAGAAGCCAUCAAACAAAAAGCUCAUGAUCAAGCUAUCCACAACUUGGUUCAAGUCACUCAAGGUCUUCUAUUUGGGGAGAUGGGAAAGAAGUAAGAAACGCCAGAUCCAGGUACAAAAUCCUCAGCUAAUGCAAUGUUUGAAACAUUUGAAGAACCUAAGGUUUCUAAGUUUUCAAGGGAUCCAAACCAUUAGAAGCCUAAACAGUUCGGCUUGUAAGCUACGCAAGCUGCUCAUCUUGGACCUAAGGGAAUGCUAUGGCCUGAAGAAACUUCCAGAAAAGAUAGGUUCACUUGAGAAUCUAGUCUACUUGAAUAUGACAGGAUGCUAUAUGUUGGAAUGGAUUCCCUUUAGGUUGGCUUUGUUGAAGAGGUUAGAGGUUCUCAAGGGCUUUGUGGUUAGUGAUGAAGUCUAUGAGGGUGUUGCGUGCAAACUUAAUUAUUUGAAGGGUUUAACGAAGCUAAGAAAGCUCAGCAUCGAAAUAAACCGAGAUGAUCUUGGUGUAGGAAAAAUGAUGGAGGAUCUUGUAGAACUCAAAGCAUUGACAAGCUUGAAGGUGACAUGGAGGAGGGAUAUUUUUAUUGGCGAGGAUUCCACGAACAUUAAAACUCUUCCUGAUCAGUUGAAGAAACUGGACCUGCAGCGUUUCCCGCACGAAGAACUGCCCACUUGGCUUCAUCCCGAGAAUCUGCUUCACUUGAAAAAGCUCCACAUUGGUGGAGGAAGACGACUCAAGGGUGUCGGUGACUUGCCUGAGAAGGCAACAAAAUGUGCCGUUGAAGUCUUGCGUCUCACGUCACUCCCAAAGCUAAAGCUUGGGUGGAUAGAGCUGAAGCAAAUCUACUUCCCAAAUCUGGCCUUUCUUGAGAACUAUGAAUGUCCAAGAGUUACUCUCACUCCCUGCGAUGGAACUGGAAUCUGGAGAUCUGACCAAGACUAGUGUUGUGCUCGAAAUCAGGUUAACUAGAUUCGGUUUCAAUUUGGUUCCUUUUUGGUUCGGUACUAAAACACAAAAGAUUUGAACCGAUAGUUCGAGUUUUCAAUUUGGUUCCUUUUUUGCCCAAAUUUAUCGUGUGUGUGUGUUUUCUGCAUUCUUUAUACAAGGAAUUUUCUUAAUC
Messenger RNA from Arabidopsis lyrata subsp. lyrata, 2625 nucleotides. Its product is annotated as disease resistance RPP13-like protein 4. Bases 996 to 2447 code for a protein of 483 amino acids. NCBI's taxonomy places the organism in Eukaryota, Viridiplantae, Streptophyta, Magnoliopsida, Brassicales, Brassicaceae. The record is from RefSeq and is a predicted model, not a curated record. The transcript has 4 exons.